AUGAUCCUACUGGAAAAACAGAAUUCUGAGUCCAAGACACUUCUCCUGGAUGAGAGUUUCAUUAUCUCAGAUUGCCGCUUAAUAUCCCGGAAUGGAGUCAAAGACCAGUCCGAGCUCCUCGAACCCGGAUCGCGACGCGCAGCCAACCAACUUCGCCCCUCAGCCUCACCGAAGAGCGAGGACCCGAGCUCGCAUAAGCGCAGCGUGUGUGAGAUGCCAAAAGAGAAAGAUUCGGGCAAGUACACCGAGCCCCUGGCGGUCUCUGUGACGGUGUUCUGCCAUCAUGCUCAGGCUGUCAAAAGGCCGGCGUUCGAUGUGUGGAUGGCGGCACUUCUCGUGAAAUUCCGCGAAACAUGGCUAGAGUCCGUUGUCCGUGAGAGGUGUCCAGAUGUCGAUCUCACCACAGGGCCGGGGCGGCCAUCACGAGCUCACUCAUCGGGUGUUGAGCGUUCAACGCGGCAAGGCUCCCAGGACUCCCCGGAAGAGGCUUCGCCACAUGAGAUCACAGAGCAGAUAGGCCUGAUAUCCAUUUCAGGCGGCUCUGACCUUCGUUACCUGGGACCCUCCAGCGGCCUUUUCUUCACCAAGUUCGUGCUCGCGGGCUUAGCACAUGUCGCAGAUAUCGAGACGGUAAACCUUCGUGGCAAUGGAUGCGACGAUGCCGAUGUGUUCCUCCCUGGAGAUCUGGUCGACUUGCAAGCCAAGGAUUUCCCGAAUGACAAGAGACAAACCAUGUUCCUCACUCAAAUCUAUUUCGACUCUGUUCACCUACAGUUUCCCUUCCUCCACGAGCCCUCACACCAUGCCAUCCUCCACAAGCUCUACAAUGGGGAGACCCUGGAUGCGCUAGAGGAGUUCCAAGCAUUCAUGGUUCUGGCUAUCGGUGCCACGAUUUACGGUCGUCGCUCGAGACGGCACAUGCUGGGUGAAGGCUAUUAUGCCUCCGCGCUGCAACGUCUAGAUACCGUCUUUAGGACGCCGUCACUCGUCACAUGCCAGUGUCUUUUGCUGUUGGAGAUGUAUACCCUUCACGACCCAUCAUCUGGACUGAAUAUAUGGACCCUCCACUACCACUCAUUGGCGUCAUGCUUGGAGCUGGGCUUGCACCGUGAUGUCCGGAACCCCCGCCAUUUCAACCCUCUGCAGGUGGAACUCCGCACGCGAAUCUUCUGGUGCACAUACACCAUGAAUCGACAGCUGUGCACAAUCAUGGGGCGGCCGCUGGGAUUCUUUGACGAGCAAUGUGAUUUGAGAUUACCCAUGGAUGUCAACGACGAUGACUUGACCGAGGAGGGUGUGCGGCCCUCCUCGAAGCCUCCUGGAAGCCCCACUACCAUGUCAAGCGCAAUUCAUCUCUUCAAAUGGGCGAGGUUCAGCUCCGAGAUCAAGACGGUUUUGUUUUGUACGGAUCGACACUACCCGCCUUAUUUGACUCCGGCCAUCAACGAUGUGACGGCAUGGCGGACAGACAUGAUUAGCCGCCUGCGAAAAUGGCGACAAGACAUUCCCAGACACGCCGAGGGCGAGCGAACUUUCUACCUGAUCGACCUCUGCGAGAUUAGAUAUCAUGAGCUGAUGAUGCUUAUGCUCCGCCCAAAUCCCCUGUUCAAACAGCCAUCAAAGGCGGCCCUGGGCGAAUGCUUUACCAGCGCCAUUACUUGCAGCAAGCUCUACGCAAAGCUGUACGCCGAUAACCAGCUGCGGUACGGCUGGCUAACCGUCCAUUCAUUAUUUUUGUGCAUCAUGACCAUCUUCUACUGCGUCUGGACUCCGGAAGGCAUUGCUGACCAGGUCAAUUUCGACUGCUUGACCACUUCUCUCAAGGCGGCGUCGGAUAUUCUCAGUGCGACAGGAGAGUACUGGCCCGAGGCGAAGCGAAGCCGCGAUGUUCUGGACCGAAUAUUCACGGCAACCAUGAGGCGCUUCUCUCCACGGCCGGAAUUGACAAAGCUGCAGCCCCUGAUCAACUCAUCAGACUCUCAGCCUGGUAGUGGCCCAGCAUCAAUAGGCAUGACGGAUGGCACCAGCAUCUCAUCUCAGGCUGGCAGUAGCGCUUACGGAGACAAUGCCGUUGCUCCGGGAGACGGACUCAUCGCCUCGGCAGAUGGAAUUGUGUCUUCUGGCGUAUCGCACGGAGAACCAGAUCUGCAUCUGGGGCUCUCCUUGACAGAUGGCUCACCGGCCAUGAAUGCCGAGUUCCCUUACCCGAAUACAGUACUCGACUCCUUUGUGACGACGGACUGGCUUUCGUAUUUUAUGAAUGCAGAAGACUUUGGAAGCAUGAACAUGGAUAAUACCUUUGGGGCAAUGGGCGGACUGAGCGGAAUGGGUGGGCUAAGCGGGUUUGACAUGAUGACUGGAACGGAUGUGUCUGGAUGGUACCAAGGAGACAUGAGCGUACUGUGA
This is a messenger RNA of Trichoderma aggressivum f. europaeum, 2406 nucleotides long. RefSeq names its product transcriptional regulator family: Fungal Specific TF. The record is from RefSeq and is a predicted model, not a curated record. Gene Ontology annotation, biological process: positive regulation of transcription by RNA polymerase II; DNA-templated transcription. The transcript has 5 exons. The coding region runs from base 1 to 2406 and encodes 801 amino acids. NCBI's taxonomy places the organism in Eukaryota, Fungi, Ascomycota, Sordariomycetes, Hypocreales, Hypocreaceae. Gene Ontology annotation, molecular function: DNA-binding transcription factor activity, RNA polymerase II-specific; sequence-specific DNA binding; zinc ion binding.